AUUAACUAGAGUGAAGAAGAAGAGGUUUACGCUUUUCGCCUGGUGACGUCACACGUAGAGCGCAUGAUGGCGGUUGAUUUGACUCCUCGCUUCAGAAGGUUGAACAGCCAAACGAGAAGUUUUCGGGAAAAUAUACAACAUGGUUUCUCAGGGCCCUUUGGUGCCACCCAGCUGUGGCACAACAUCAUCCAGGCCCUGCAAACCCAGGUGGAGGUGCGCCGCUGUAGAAGGCACCUCCGCGUUCAUGCUGGAUGUUUCACAGGCUCAGACGCAGUGGAUGCCGUCCUCAGUUACUUGAUGCAAAAUGUGGUGUUUUGCACAAGUGAAGUGUCUCGACUCAAAGCCGCUCGACUCUGCCAGGCUCUGAUGGAGGCCAAAGUGUUCGAACCUGUGGGUACGAAGCUGUUUCGCAGAGACAAGGAAGUGACCUUUGAAGACAGCAGCUGUAGCCUUUACCGUUUUCUGGAUUAUAAAGUCUCACCAAAUUUUGCCAUGAAGGAAUGCAGCAGUGACACAGAAAACAUGCUACCAGAGGAGAGGGAGACAAAGAGGAAGAAAAGUUCCAGGCUGAAGGAACUGAGGACGAUAUCUAAUCCCCUUGCUGUCGAGCCUUCAGACAGGAGGGUUGAGAGGCUGCUGAAGACCAUCAACCUGCGACCCACCAUAUCUUCAGCUCUAAACACACCACCCUCCACUUCUGCCUUUCUCUCCAAAGCUGUGGUGGAUGAGGUUUGGAAGCAGCAAACACUGCUGCAGCUGUUGCAGAUAGUAGAGGUGCCCAUGCUGGACUGCAUCCUGACCUCUCCUGCUAGGGUUCAUCUCCUGGGCUACAGAACUCCUCUGGCCACCCAGGACCUGGUUAUCUCUAACACAUGCCUGGAGAGAGAACUGCCUGACACUCUUAACUUGCCACAGUUGGAUGGGUGGCUGUCAGCAGCGGCAGACUGCUUGGAGCUCUUUCCCGACCAGCUGAUUGUGGUCGCAGGGGAACAGCUCAGCCAACAAGGUGGAAAUACAUUUUCAGAAGAUGACCAGGCUGAGCAGAUGGCAAGCCAAAAGAGACUUCUGUUUGACACCAUUGCCAAGUACUACAGUGGACAGGAAAAAGCUCCACUACUCUCAGGGCGCCACCUGGACAUACAUGCUGCAAUCCUGAAUUUGUUGGAUGAAGAGAAGGUGCAGGAUGCUAUCAAAGCAUCUCAGCUGUGUUUGCGAUUGUUGGAUACGAGCAUGAGAGAGGAACUCAGGAGACUUCUGGUCUUUAUGGCUGCAGCAGCUCACCCGGAUGCUUGCCAUUUACAGAAACAGAUUGAUAACAGGGCCUUGGUCUGCCGCACUUUUCAGAGAGCAGUUAUACAGAAUCACGAACUGACUCGAUCUCAAAGCGAAAAGCUGGUGCUGUUUUUCAUGGACAAUUGCAAUGAGCUCUUUAAGACACCUACAUCCCUGACUGAAGCUGUGAGGAGAACAUUGAGGACCAUGCAGCAGGGAAAAGACCCUGACUCCAUUGCUACGUUCACCUUCUGCCAGCAGGUGACUCCACAGGAGUACGAGGACCAACGAGAGGCUACCACUUUGGAGAGCCUCAAACAGCUUCUUCGUGACAUAACCUCAAGCCAAACCAUACCUGUAAAGGAGAGGAGGAGGCUCCUCAAAGAGUUUGAGAAACAUCACCCCGUGGUCUUCCUCCAGCAUCUCUCCAGCACCUUCUGAAACAUACACCUGAAGGGUAUUGGUUUGACCUCCUUGGUGCACUUACCAAAUCCUUCUUACACUGAAGAAGAAUAAUUUAAUGCACAUCAUGAGUCUAAUUAAACAUAAUGUCUUUCUAAUUAUGGAUAUUUUAAGAACUGGCAGACACCCACACCUCUAAUCCCACUACACUGUAGUGAAGGAAGGACACCGUCAGUGCAGAUAGUCCUAUAAUUAAGACAAAUGUUACUGCUUUCCCCAAUUCCUUUAACUCACAAGAGGCCUAAAUAGUUGAAGUUGUAUUUGUAGACGUGCUGUCUCGUGCAUGUCUUGUUUUAUGUUUAUAGUUCUUUUCCUGUAGCACUGGAUGCAUUAUCCGUCUGAUAAAUAUUGCAAAUAGAUGAAGCAUUAUGAGAUGUUUGUUUAAGCCAUGGGUGUUAUUAUAGUUAUUUUGCACUAAUUAGUAAACAAAGAUAUCUCGUCUAUGAUAUCAGAUGCUUAAACGGGGUUAGUAAUUUUUUAUUGUACCUUAGUGACACUGAUUUUAUAUUGUAAAGAAUAAUGUUUAAAGAGGCUUGCUUUUGUCUGCCAGAUUGUUUGGGAAUAUUUGUGGAGACUCACUGGAAACCCCUCAGGGACCACCAGGGGUCUCUGGACCCCACUGUUCAAACCACUGAAUUCAUGUACUUCUCGUGUGUGCAGAUACUGUGCUUGGAUAAAACUGAAGUGUUAUCCUUAAGAAAUAUUUAAAUUUGGUUGAUUUGGGCUUUGACAAUGGAAAUGCAGCUUUCGAAAUUAAUGCCGUGCACUUGGAUCGGAUGUGACUAUUCCUACAAAUGAAGAAUAAUAAUGGUAUAGCAGCCAUUUUGUUUCUUGUUUUGGUUUUUCAGUUUACUGUUGCAUUUGUAGAGUGGUUAAGGAAAACACUGCGAAGUGCAACACUAAUAUAGCUGAAUAUGCCUGAAACAGAUUGAAAAUCGUUUUUGUUAGAGAUGAAGUCAGGUCUGUCUGAAGAUUUUAAAAUCAAAGCUAACUAAUAGGGUACCAUAAUGUAUUAGGCUAACUGUAGCUCAGGUUAAUACAACACAUUUUCUAUUAUGUUAUUUUAGGGGGUUAAGCCUGUUUUUAGUAUCUUGGUCAAAUGUCUUUUUAAUAGCAAUUUUGUCAUUUUAUUUGAAAGAUGGACAUUUUAAUGGAAGAUGCAUUUAAUUUAAUGCACUUAAUUUUUUUUAGGAUACUAAUUUAAUCUUUGGUAAAGUGUGAUGCCUCAGCUGGAUUUUAUUUUGUUAAUUCAUGAAGGUCAUUCAAUAUUAAUUCACAGUUAAAUCUCAUUCAAUUCAGCCUCAUGUUCUUUACAUACACUGAAAUCUUGUUAGAAUGCACUUUAUGAUGCUGAAAUGUGCUUUAUUUUCUCUUGGAAUAAUGAAUUUAAUAAAACUUUAAUAGAUGGUUUCUCAAA
This is a messenger RNA of Scatophagus argus, 3151 nucleotides long. RefSeq names its product DEP domain containing 4 (gene depdc4). The coding region runs from base 64 to 1713 and encodes 549 amino acids. The transcript has 9 exons. NCBI's taxonomy places the organism in Eukaryota, Metazoa, Chordata, Actinopteri, Scatophagidae. Gene Ontology annotation, biological process: intracellular signal transduction. The record is from RefSeq and is a predicted model, not a curated record.